Molecule: messenger RNA, 477 nt
Organism: Seminavis robusta
Lineage: Eukaryota; Bacillariophyta; Bacillariophyceae; Naviculales; Naviculaceae
Source: the annotation of a GenBank genome assembly
AUGCAAGCCAGUGAGGAGUUGGCCCGCCUGGCCGAAGAUGGAGACCCUACCCCAUUGGUUCAAGCGUACAAUGCAUCUUUCCAUGCGGGAUAUGUUGGAAUUCAAAACGAAGGAGCUCCCUACUUUGGAGGUGAAACACUAGAGUUCGUGGUCCCCCAUGACUUGGAGUAUCCCUAUCUGACCAUUGCCGCCAUGGCGGUCAAUAGCAAUGACUGCUUUGUGGCCCUGAAUGGAGUCAAGUUGGAACCCAAGGCCAUCCUCGAUGGCCCUGGAUACGACAGUGGAUCGGAAGAAAACAAUGAACUUUGCAGUAGUAUUCCAGGACCUGCUUGCGAUGCUGUUACGGGCAAUGCUAGGUCUGGCAAUGGAGAGGGUUUUGUGCAUGUGCACCGUGGUUUCUUUGGAGUAGGAGAUCUUUCCCAGCCUGGAUACGACUGGCGCAACCCAAUGAUGAGGGUUGAAAUGGACAUGAUGUAA